Molecule: messenger RNA, 2391 nt
Organism: Pangasianodon hypophthalmus (striped catfish)
Lineage: Eukaryota; Metazoa; Chordata; Actinopteri; Siluriformes; Pangasiidae
Product: butyrophilin subfamily 1 member A1
Exons: 6
Coding region: 351-1166 (271 amino acids)
Biological process (GO): immune response; T cell costimulation; cell surface receptor signaling pathway
Cellular component (GO): external side of plasma membrane
Source: RefSeq, a predicted model, not a curated record
GCGUUAAAGGGUAAACACGCCUCCAUGUUCAUCCUGCUUGUUCAAACCUCAAAUCAACUUCCCAUAAAUAGCAUAAAAAUGAACUCUAGGUAGGUGUUAGAGAUGGAGUGAGAUACUCAGUCAUUUCAGAUCCGCAGUGCAAAUUCUCUCCCAAAUCUGUACAGCACAGCUGUUCGACACUCACCCUCAUGAGAAAGAGGAAGUAAAAGCUAUGCGCAGUUUUGCAGAAAAUUGUUAACGGCGGUUGAGAGCAGAACCUCCUAAACUCAUCAACUUUAUCUAAAUCACAAGAAAUAUUCUUCCAGCUCCAAGAAAAUCUGCAGACACUCAGCAAGAGUCUUACAGGCAUCAUGACCCUCCUUUAUAUUUACAUCUUAUGGGUCGCUGCCUGUGUGGACUCCAUCAGUGCAGAUUCUCUCGUUACUGUAUCAGCUCGAGUGGGUUCCACAGUCGUCCUGCCAUGUAACCUGAGAAAGGAGUUCACCAAAACACCACAUGUUCGAUGGCACAACGGUGUUGAAGUUGUGUUUGAGCGAAGCAGUGAUGGUAAGUAUAUAGACCCAGGAUAUGAAGGACGUGUGGACGUUCCUGAAGACGAACUGCGUAAAGGAAACUGUUCCCUGGUGUUGAAGAACGUCAGAAUCACUGAUGACGGUCUCUAUAAAUCCUUUGUGGCGGAAUACGUGGACAGAACUAACACAGGCAAAACACAAGAAAUCAGCAGGGUUGAACUCUCAGUCGAUGCUUUUCAGAUAUCUGCUCAAGUGGGUUCCACAGUUGUCCUGCCAUGUGAAUGGAGCGAUCUGUCCAUCCAAACACCUCACGUUCAGUGGUAUAUCGAUUCUGAGAUUGUGUUUGAGCGAAAGGGUAAAGACUCAUUACAGGGUGAGAGAUAUGAGGGUCGUGUGGACGUUCCUGAGGACGAGCUGCUUAAAGGAAACUGUUCCCUGGUGUUGAAGAACUUCAGUGCUACUGAUGCUGCUGUCUACAGAAGCUCCAUGGUAGUGAAACAGAAAAACAGAAAAUUGGUCCAGAAAGUUAAACUCUCAGUCUACGAAAAACCUGAAGAGAAGAAAGAUCAAACAUCAAGUGAAGCUGGAAUAAAUUGCUCUUGCCCGCUGGUCCUCAUCAUUUCCCUCUUUAUGUGUUUUCUCUUCUCACGUUGAGGAAACAUCAGUGUGAUCUGCCUGAGUACAGAGGCUUCUGUGAGCCCAAGAGAUCCAGCUUACAGAAUAGACUUAUUUAUUAUUGAAAAAGAAACAAGGAAGAUUUCAGUGUUUCAUCUACAUUGUCAACAAUCAGAAGCCAUGGGUAGACUGAUCCAUGCGGAAAGCUCUGAACGAGCGCAUAGCUGCCUACAACGCAGGGCUGCAGACCAGCAACAUGGACGAAUACAAAGCGGCGUCCUACAACCUGAGGAAAAUGGUGAGGGAAGCCAAAAGGAAAUACAGGGACAAGAUUGAGACCCAGUUUAAGCAGGCAGAUUCCAGGUGUCUGUGGCAGAGCAUGCAAACUGUUACAGACGACAAACCCAAGCCCCCCACCAUUAAUAACGGCAGUGCCUCCCUAGCCAACGAAUUGAACAUCUUCUAUUCAUGGUUUGAGGUUACCAGCACAGACCAGGAAAACCAUGAGUAUGAACCAUCAGGUCUAGCUGGGGAACAGGAAAGACUGGUCAUUACAGAACUGGAUGUGAGGAAGGUGCUACACGAAGUUAACACCAGAAAAGCAUGCGGUCCGGACAACAUCCCUGGAUGUGUGCUAAAAGUCUGUGUUAACCAACUAGAACCUGUCUUUACCAUCAUCUUUAACCUCUCCCUCAAGCAGAGAGCUUGAGGCCCAUUUGAACACAUCUACAUGGACUUUAUUGACAUGACAGAAAAGAAAGAAGGGGAAAGGUACUGUCUAGUAGUGGUAGACAGAUUCUCUAAGUGGGAAGAAGCCUUUCCAUCCAACCACAAUGAUGCACAGACAAUUGCUAAAUGUUUAGCAUAAACAUUUUAUGCUUUAUAUAUAUUUUACAUUUUGGGAGUGAAAUUUGAACACACUAACAUACAUAGCAGUUAUGGUCAUGUGACCUUUAUUCAACAACAUUGCCCAUAGCAACACAAUUAUAGUGCCAUAAAGCCACACACACCUCAUUAUGUUUUUUUAUUACUAUUAGUAUUAUUAUUAUUAUUAUUAUACAGUUUUAUCUGGGUGAGGAGCCAUUUUGAGAUUAUGGGCUAUCACUGUCAGUUCUGACAUUCCUACAUGGGAAUAUGUAGAACAUAUUGUAGAGCUAAAAGUUAGUUUCUCCUCCAGCUCAACACACUGACACUUCCAGGAUCUUUUUUCUUUUAGACUGUAAAUAAAAACUGACUGUAAAUAAAACAGAUAUUGAUUGGUCAA